AUGGAGGCUGAUCGCUUCCGCCACCAGCGCCUCCCCAAGCCCGCCGUCCCCUCCCUCCCACCGCCUCCGCCCCCACCGACCAACAACUCCGCCCCCGCCGCCAAGCCCAGCCUCCUCGUCACGUGCACACUGCGCAAGCGCACCGCCCCGGAGAUCACCCCCACCGAGCGGUUGAUACAGGAGGAGCAGAAGAUUGCCGAGCCGCCGCUGCGUCUCCGCCGCAUGCCGCGCGAGAAGGCCGACGAGCUCCGCAGCAAGUGGCACAUCCUCGUCGAGGGCGAGGAGGUCCCGCCGCCCGCCCGUGACUUCUGCGACCUCCGGUUCCCCGAGCCCAUCUCCCGCAUGCUCCGGGAGAAGGGCAUCGUGCAGCCCACGCCCAUCCAAGUGCAGGGGCUCCCCGUCGCGCUCUCCGGGCGCGACAUGAUCGGCAUCGCCUUCACCGGCUCUGGGAAGACGCUGGUGUUCGUGCUGCCGCUCAUCAUGGUGGCGCUGCAGGAGGAGAUGCUGAUGCCAAUUGUGCCUGGGGAGGGGCCCUUCGGGAUGAUCAUCUGCCCAUCACGGGAGCUGGCCAAGCAGACAUAUGAUGUUAUCGAUAUGUUCCUCGCUCCCCUCAAGCAGGCUGGGUUCCCAGAAAUACGACCCUUGCUCUGCAUUGGGGGUGUAGACAUGAGGACGCAGCUCGACGUGGUGAGGAAGGGUGUGCAUAUUGUGGUCGCCACGCCUGGACGGCUCAAGGAUCUUCUCGCCAAAAAGAAGAUGAACCUUGACAAUUGCAGGUAUGUAACAUUAGAUGAAGCUGAUAGGCUUGUUGAUCUUGAGUUUGAGGAUGACAUUCGGGAGAUUCUUAACCAUUUCAAGGUAAAAGAUAAUUUCAAGGCACCAAGGCAAACCCUUCUUUUUUCUGCCACUAUGCCGAAGAAGAUUCAGAACUUUGCAAUGAGCGCCCUCGUGAAGCCAGUUGUUGUCAAUGUUGGAAGAGCUGGAGCAGCAAAUCUUGAUGUCAUUCAAGAAGUUGAGUAUGUCAAGGAAGAUGCCAGAAUUAUAUACCUCCUUGAGUGCCUUCAAAAGACUCCACCCCCAGCUAUUAUAUUUUGUGAAAACAAAGCUGAUGUUGGCUACAUCCAUGAGUAUCUUCUUCUAAAGGGUGUUGAAACAGUUGCAAUCCAUGGAGGAAAAGAUCAGGAGGAAAGACAGAGUGCGAUUGAGUUCUUCAAGAAUGGAAAGAAGGAUGUUUUGGUAGCUACUGAUGUUGCCUCAAAGGGUCUUGAUUUCCCUGAUAUCCAGCAUGUGAUUAACUACGAUAUGCCUGCCGAGAUAGAGAACUAUGUCCACAGGAUUGGUCGAACUGGCCGAUAUGGGAAAACUGGAAUAGCAACUACAUUCAUCAACAAGAACCAGACAGAGACUACGCUUCUUGACCUGAAGCAUCUGCUCAAGGAAGCGAAGCAAAGAAUACCACCAGUGCUCGCUGAGCUAGUUGACCCACUGGAGGAUGCUGAGGCUAUCGCAAAGGCGAGUGGUGUAAAGGGAUGUGCGUCAUGUGGUGGCCUUGGGCACCGUAUUGCUGACUGUCCUAAGCUGCGGUGA
This is a messenger RNA of Triticum turgidum subsp. durum (durum wheat), 1587 nucleotides long. Lineage: Eukaryota; Viridiplantae; Streptophyta; Magnoliopsida; Poales; Poaceae. The record is from the annotation of a GenBank genome assembly.